Penicillium malachiteum is the source of this 1191-nucleotide messenger RNA. Its product is annotated as Aromatic prenyltransferase DMATS type. The transcript has a single exon. Gene Ontology annotation, molecular function: transferase activity, transferring alkyl or aryl (other than methyl) groups. The coding region runs from base 1 to 1191 and encodes 396 amino acids. Gene Ontology annotation, biological process: alkaloid metabolic process. The record is from RefSeq and is a predicted model, not a curated record. Lineage: Eukaryota; Fungi; Ascomycota; Eurotiomycetes; Eurotiales; Aspergillaceae.
AUGACUAUUAAACAAACUCAGAACCCGACCGUCCAGGCGACUUUGGUGAAAGGAGACUCGCCUGGCGCUUUGUCUAACGCGUACGAUGUGCUCAGUCGAUACUAUCUAUUCGCAGACAGUAAUCAAAAGGCUUGGUGGGAGAAGACCGGCUGUCUGCUGGACAAGAUUUUGGCCUCGGCGGGAUACAGCCUUGCCCGUCGACUUGAGGCUCUUACCUUUUUCAGUCAAGUCUUGAUUCCAUCACUGGGCGCCUAUCCAAAUGAGUUUCGGAGCGCAAUCACUCGCAGUGGCCUGCCCCUAGAGUUUAGUGUCAACUACCAACAGAAGGGUGGGGUGGAUCCGGUAGUCCGAAUUGGAUAUGAGCCUGUCGGUGCAGAGUUUGGAACGAAAAAAGAUCCCUAUAAUCAAACCGCAAUCACCGAUCUCUUGAAUACACUCGACAAGCAGAACAUACCUGAAUAUGAUGGAUGGCUGUUUCGAUACUUUUUGGAAGCGCAUACUUUGAACGCCGCCGACAAGGAGCUCUUGAAAAAGAAGAAGAUUGAGGGAAGCGAACUCACUUCUCAGGCUGCGUUUGGAUUCGACCUGAAAGAGAAUGCAGUGUCUGUCAAGGGCUAUACAUUCCCUGCUAUGAAAUGCACCAUCAAUGGAAAAGGAUUCGGCGAUGUGAUUGCUGAGUCUAUCAAGCCCCUGACAGCAAAGAUGGGACCGAUUCCCUCGUUUGAUAUGGUGAACUCUUACUUGGAAGAGACAAACGGGUACAGUCAGUUUGCGUUCUGGUCCUUUGACUGUGCAGAAUCUGGCUCGUCUCGACUCAAGCUUUACAGCUCCCAUAACAGUGUUGUGUGGUCUAAGGUAGAGGAGAUAUGGACGCUCGGUGGCCGGGCCAAAUCCCCUGUCGUUCAAGAGGGUCUCAAAUAUCUGAAAGAAUUGUGGCAGUUGACAAAGCUGUCAGAGGGGCAGCGAGACUUCAGCGGUGGCUUUGACGACGGCCAAGACUCUACUGCUAGCCCGAUGGUGUGGAACUACGAGAUGAAGAAGGGCGAGGAAACUCCGCUCACAAAAUUCUACUUUCCUAUUCACGGAGAGAGCGACAAGAAUGUCAUCACUGGCCUGGCAGAGUUCUUAUGUCGAAUUGGACUUUCUAAGUUUGGUGGAAACUAUGAGGCAACAGUGCAACACUACUUGUAA